UACAGAUGCACGUGUUGCUCCAGUUGUGAUGGUCGCAGGCCGUGCAGGUGUCGCAGGUGGAGCAGAGGCAGCAGCAGCAGCAGCAGCAGCGGCAGCAGCACGAGCAGGAGCGGCGCCGCCACACACUAGCGCCCCUGGCGGCGUCCGGCGCUCCGCCUUGCCUAAAAUGGCGGUGUUGGGGGUCGGCGCGCGCGGCCGCGGUUAGUGUGACGGAGCAUGUGCCCGCGGCGCCCGGCCGCUCUCGCUCCCCCUGCUGCUGCUGCUGCCGCUGCCCGUCGCCGCGCCUCUCCUGCUCAGCCUCCACAGCUGCAGCAGCCUUCAGCCCCGGCCCGAGUGGGAAUAGUGACUGCGGACGCGCACAGGCGCCGAGAGCGCGGGUGGAGGGGCAGCCGCAGCCGCAGCCGCAGCAGCCCGCGAGACCUUAGUGAUCAGUGUUAGCGUGAAGCCCUUCUUCAGCAGCAGCGCCACGUGCAGCGCGCCCUGCCCGCCCACCGCGCCCGUGGCUGCCAGCAGCUGCAGCAGGGGCGGCCUCCACCAUGGCCUCCACCGGGCAGGCGAGCGGCUCCAACAAGGCUAUGAACGGCGGCCGCUUUGACUUCGACGACGGCGGCACGUACUGCGGCGGCUGGGAGGACGGCAAGGCCCACGGCAACGGCGUGUGCACGGGGCCCAAGGGCCAGGGCGAGUACUCGGGCUCCUGGCACUACGGCUUCGAAGUCAGCGGCGUCUACACUUGGCCCAGCGGCAGUACGUACGAGGGCCAGUGGCAGAACGGAAAGCGCCACGGCCUGGGCGUCGAAACCCGCGGCAGGUGGGUUUACCGAGGCGAGUGGACACAAGGCUUCAAGGGGAGGUAUGGUGUCCGCCAGUCGACCACGUCUUCGGCCAAAUACGAAGGCACUUGGGCCAAUGGACUCCAGGAUGGCUACGGGUCUGAGACGUAUGCUGAUUCGGGAACCUACAAAGGGCAGUGGCUGCGCGGCCUUCGUCAUGGCUACGGCGUGCGCACCUCCGCCCAGUUCGGCCAGGCCUCCGUCAGCAGACCGAGAGCGAACAACAGGGGCUCCACGACCUCCCUGCGCUCUGACGGGGCAGGCGACCCUCUCGCCGAUAGAGAUAGAAAGGUAGACGAUGGGCGCGGUGGUUUCGUACUGAGGGCGAGGAGUGACGAGAUACCACGUCGCAGGGGCAGUCUCGUCUCCGAUCGACCAAGUAACAUCAGAAAUGUCUUCAAGGGCCUGAAGAUGCGCCGCCAACGAAGCACGGGCGACAUCCAGACGGGGCGCGCGUCUGGAUCCAUUCGCUCGACCGGGUCUUCGGCGUCGUGGAUGUCGACGGACUCCGGCCAGUCGGCGUACACAGUAGGAGACGUUCCGGACGAGGGUUCCAACGCCUCCUUCAUCAUCGAGGUAGGGUUGCAGGACGAACAGCUGGACGCGAGUGUGGUGGAGAACUACAUGGGCGAGUGGAAGAACGACAAGAGGUGUGGCUUCGGCGUCUCCGACCGCACCGACGGACUCAAGUACGAGGGCGAGUGGUACAACAAUAAGAAAUACGGAUACGGCGUUACUACGUUUAAGGACGGCACCAAGGAAGAGGGCAAAUACAAGAACAACGUCCUCAUCACCUCCAACAAGAAGAAACAUGUUUUCCUCAUCCGCUCCGCCAAGUUUCGCGAGCGGAUCGAGGCAGCGGUGGCGGCGGCGCAGAAGGCAGCCAAGAUCGCCAUGCAGAAGGAGGACAUCGCUAUCUCUCGGACCGCUACUGCCCGCGGAAAAGCCGAGCAGGCAGACAUGUACGCCGUGCACGCAAGAGAGGACUCCGACAUUGCAAGAAUUUUCGCCAAACAGUUUGCACCAGAUUUCCACCAGCCAGGAGUCGCGGCGCAGGAGGCGGCGGGCUCGCGACGCACGUCCAUGAACCCGGGCGGCGGCGGGAUGCUGCCCGACGCAUCGCUGGCGCAGAUGACCCGCGGCGACUCGCUCAUGCGCGGGAACACGCCCAUGCGGCAGAGCGCCCGCGGCGGCUCCAAGCCCCCGGCGGCGCCCGACUUCAGCUCCAUCCCCAGCGCCACCCUCAACGACCGCUUCAGCCACUACAACAGACCGCCGUCGCGCCCGCCAUCGCGCGACCGCUCCGUGGACCGCUUCGCGUCGCGCGGCCAGACGCCCGUGCCGCCCGAGCUGAUCAACCCGCGGUCGCGCGCGCCGUCCGCGCAGCGCUCGACUGCGCAGGACUGGACGCCGGACUCGGGCGUGUACGACGACGAGGCGGCGGCGCCCGCGGGCGGCUCCCGACGGCCGUCACGCCCCGCCUCCAUCAUCUCGGGAGAGGCGCCGGCGCUCACCGGCAACGGCUCGGUGGGCGGCGGCUUCCCCGUGCCCUACACCAUCCCCUCGAGCCCGCAGGAGGCCGAGAGCCUUCUGCGCAAGCGUGCGUGCGGCCAGGAGAUCCCGCCGUGCCCGCCCACGCCCGGCCAGGGCACCGUCAAGCGCACAGAGUCGCUCUACAUCAACCCCAUCGUGCGGCGUCAGGCGCAGGUUAAGACGGCGCCGGCGCCCGCGUUGAAGCGCAAGAAGUCGCUGCCGGAGGUGCCGGGGCUGCCCGUGAACAUCAUGUCGCGCGAGGAGGCCGCGGUGCUCAGCUCCGCCCAGAGGCACGAGUUCCGCCGCCAGGCCGAGGAGGCCGAGCUGUACCGCGCCAACCCGCUCCUCUACCUCACCAGUCCUGCCGUUCAGGACUGGUUUUCCCGGCAGCGGCUGGUUAUGCUCAUCCUCUUCCUCAAUCUGUCGCUGGCCUUGAUGUUCUUCAAGCUCCUCUCGUAGCAGCCAGCGAGGUCGCGGGUUCUCGAGGCUGCCGCCCUCGCCGCCGCCGCCGCCGCCGCCGCCACGUGAGAGCCUCGCUUGCCGCAGCCCCACUCUCAGGGAGUGCCAGAAGCAGCAACAGCAGCAGUACCACCAGCAGCCCUAGGCGUCCCUGCGUGUCGGCCGCCGCCCGUGCCUUCCUCAGCAGACCACGCCUGCUCCUCGCCUGCUCACGUGUGCUGUCAGAAUCUUUAUUUUGUUAUGGUUCGUGACGCGUUCUGCCGCCCAUGUGUGAGCCGUCCCUUUUUGUACCGCCGCCGCUGCCGCCGCCGCCACCGCCGCCGCCGCCGCCGCCGCCGCUGCCGCCGCCGUAGCUGAUGUCCUCAGUGGGCGGCGUAGGAGCUCACGUCGCGCCACGGCCCGACUGCCCUUGCCCUGCGCGGCCCGGGGGCUGGGGAGGGGAGGGGGAAGGCGAAAGGAGAGGAGGAGAAGGAGAAGAAGGGAAGAGAAAGAAAGAAAAACCCAAGAGUGAGAAGAGAAAACAAGAAUCGGAAGAAAACGAAGAAGCCGGCCCUUCGAAUCCACGGAAGAAGAAGAAGAAGAAGAAGAAGUAGAAGAAGAAGGAGGAGGAUCGAGUGAGUUUUGAUAAAAACAAGGAUUUGGAAUAAGUUAAUAGAGAGAGAGAGAAAAAAAAAAGAGAGAAAAGAAUAAAGAUAAUGCGUACAUAUUCUGAAACGGUGACUGAAUGAGCUCUUUGUCCCUUGUGGAGUGUUUUGGCUGUGCCUCAUUUCCCGUGUCACGUGACCGCAGACUCACACAGCCGGGGCGAAACCUGUAAAUUGCUUCUCGUUUACUACUUAACCCAUUGACGCGGUCUCCACAGGCCCGGGCGGUUCGCGAACUGAAAGAAAAAAAAAAUAAUGAAAAAGAAGAAAGAUUUAAAAAGAAAUCAAGGAAAAGAAAAAAAAGAUAUAAUAUAUAAGCCCCGGUUUACACUCGCUAAUCUUGCAUAAUAGGCACUAGUUUUUUUUUUCUUUUUUUUUCAUAUCCACCUAAUGUACUCUUUGUGAAGUUUAGUACGGCAUUGUAUUCUUUGUAAUUUCUAGUACUGGUUGAAUGGUUUUUGUUGUUUUUUUUCCAAGAAGAAGAGUAAGAGUGUAUUACUAUUACGAUUUUACUGGUUGCCUCUCGUGCGUCAGAGGUCAUAUUGACUUUUGCGCCGAGGGAAUAUUUGUACAGUGAAAGAACCAUUUGUACUUAAAAAAAAUAGAAGAAAAAUAUGAGUCUCCCAUCUGCUGUCUUUUUUUUUUUAACGGAAGGGAGACCAUAAAGACUCACAUGCAAGAGGAGGGGUAUUAUGAGUAUGUUAUUCUUGUGUUUUCUCUCUCUUUUUUUUGUAUAUGAAAAAAAGAAUAAGUUUCAGUGUUUGGCUUAUGAGGAGAAAGCGGGACGUGGGAAUGGAUUUUUCUCGUGUACCCCGUUUUCUGUUUAUUAUUGUCAUCUAUUUUUUUUUUGCCUUUUGAUUAGCUCAAAUUUAUAAUUUCAUUGUCACUGAUGAUGCUGAUGUGCAUAGUGUAUGAAUUCUCUCUUUUGUAUAAUAUUUUUUUUUUUGUCUUUUAAUCUUGUUUCUUUUUGUAACAAUAGUAAUGCGUAUUAUGCCGUUACCCCUGGGACGCUCCUGGUGGCACUCAGCUGGCACUUGCCAGCACUUGCCCUCAUUUGCCAACACUUGCCAGCGCUCCACCAGCAGCCUCCCAUGCCGGCAUGACCAAGACUGUUGUAUUAUAAUCACAUGCAAAAGAAGAACACUUUUUUGUGGUCUUGACACGUGCUAGAAAGCUAAACUGCUUAGUCAGACACCAUGGUUUUAGUUUUCCAUAGGAAACUCUUUAGUAAUUCCUUUUUAUUUAUUUAUUUAUUCAUCCAUUUAUUUUUAUUCAUUUUGGCUAAUUUUUUUGUAGUUUUAGUUGAGAAGUGUUGAUAAGAAGAAGGAUAACGUUGAAGCCUGGGCCGCGUCCCCGCAGGAGGAGGCGCUCGGCCCUGUGGUUGUGUUGCAGUUUUACUUGUGAUGUGUUCCUGCCACUCUGCACUUGCCGGUGCGUUCAACUAAAUCUUUGACACACACAACUUUGCAUUUCUUUUAUACUUUUUUGCUAGAACACAGACAGCGUUUGAUCGCCUGCCACCACAGGGGCCAGCCUAGCAACCUCGGGGAAGCGGGCCCUCAGCCUCCCGCCGGGGAGCACCUUCAGCCAGACCCGCGUCUGCCUCUGUUAUUCUUAGUGUUACGAUUACUCUUAUGCCCGCCCUCCCUUCCCCGUUGUUCAAGGGCCGCGUGUGAACCCUGACUCACAUUGGCGAAUCCUACCAGGUCGCGCUACGACUCGGGCCGAACACCCCUCCGGCUGCAGGUGCUUCCAGGUCGCAGUCCAGGCAGGUCCUUGCGCCGUUCCAGCCGCUGUUAGUUUGUGAGAUUCACUGGCGAAGAAAGACGAAACGGAAAAUAAAACGGAGACCAUUCCUCUGCCGGCGAAAGUUCCUCAUGAGACGAUGACGAGUGCCUUCCUGCGUGAGGAUGAGGGCUUUCCCGGUUCUGGAGGGACAGGAUCGAGCCUUUAUAUGACUAGUUGUUCAUUCAUUCGUAUUUGUUGCGAGGCGCAUUCUUCACGACGCUGGAGACGGCCGUUCUUUUUCGAAGGUCAUGGCCCUUCCUCCUGCUCGGAAAGAACACCCGGCAUUAGCGUGUCCUCUCCCCUCUUCCGGGUCGCGUUCCGGCGAAGGGGAACACGACGCUGAUCUAGUGCCCGGCGUUCCUUCCUGUGUCUUGGCACGGACCCUUCCUCCUUCCUUAUCUCUUAGACACGCGACUCCUCGUCCUCCUCGUCCUCCUGCUGGGCGCCCGAGGGAAGGUCCGCAGUAGCAGGACGAGCAGAGAGAGAGCGCUGAUUCCCUCGAACUUUAAAAAAAAAGAAAAGAAAAAGAAAAUUCAAGCAAGAAAAACAGCUGACUGUGACUCGUGCGUGUGUGGGUGCGAUGUCGAUGUAUGUUGUCUUUGUCGAGCGGCGCGUGGCAGUUGCUGCGGAGCAUCACUUCGGACCUUAUUUUAGAACUAUCUCGAGCAAACCAGCCUUUUUGUCUCGGUCCUCUAGCUGACAGCCGCUCUCCCCCCCACCCCCACCCCCACCCCCUCUUCUCGCCUCGUCCUCCGGUCUCGCGAAAGUUGUUUUUUUUCCAUCUUCCUUCGAGAACUGGAGGACACAGAAGGAGAAAGAGUGGGGAUAGGGGGUUGGGGGAGGGGGCAGAGGUGACAUCUAGUGGUCGAGAAUCGAACCAGACAUACCUUACAGUUCUCGCCGUCUCUCGAACCUCACGUAAGAGGGGGGGGUUGCGAUUGGGGGAGGGGGAGAAAGAGGAAUUCAGAACAAGAAAAGAGGAAAGGAAAAUAAAUCUUUUAUUUAUUAUUUAUUUUUUUUUUUACUUUGGGAGACAUAAGAAAAUGUAAAAAAAAAAGUAAAAAUUAAAAUUUAUAAAUGGGGAGGUUAAUUCGGACUUUAAUUUCGAGUUAUUUACUAAUUUGCAUUGUCUCCGAAUGAAUAAUAAUAUAAUAUAAAAUGCUGUAAUUGAAGGAAAGAAAAAAACAAAAUAAAAUACCAAUAACCUCCAUCGUCAAAAUCAAUAUCAACUUUAAUGACAGAAAAUUAGAUUUUUUUUUUUUUUUUUUUUUUUU
Molecule: messenger RNA, 6531 nt
Organism: Penaeus indicus
Lineage: Eukaryota; Metazoa; Arthropoda; Malacostraca; Decapoda; Penaeidae
Product: junctophilin-1-like
Exons: 11
Coding region: 537-2825 (762 amino acids)
Cellular component (GO): endoplasmic reticulum membrane; junctional membrane complex; plasma membrane
Source: RefSeq, a predicted model, not a curated record